Molecule: messenger RNA, 2829 nt
Organism: Nematostella vectensis (starlet sea anemone)
Lineage: Eukaryota; Metazoa; Cnidaria; Anthozoa; Actiniaria; Edwardsiidae
Product: SNF-related serine/threonine-protein kinase
Exons: 6
Coding region: 42-2516 (824 amino acids)
Biological process (GO): intracellular signal transduction; microtubule cytoskeleton organization; protein phosphorylation
Cellular component (GO): cytoplasm
Molecular function (GO): ATP binding; tau-protein kinase activity; protein serine/threonine kinase activity
Source: RefSeq, a predicted model, not a curated record
AUCUCCUAAAAUGUAAAAUGUAAAUCGAGGAAACACACAAGAUGGCGAAACAUGGCUGGAAAUCCAGCUUCGGUGAUAGCCAAAUCGCCGGAAUGUACGAUUUAGGAGAGACUUUGGGACGUGGGCAUUUCGCAGUUGUGAAAGUGGCAAGACAUGUUAUAACGGGAGAGAGAGUAGCGGUAAAAGUGAUCGACAAAACCAAGCUCGAUGAAGUCUCGCGGGAGCAUCUCUUGAAAGAAGUGCGCUGCAUGAAAUUAGUUCAACACCCAAAUGUAGUUCGACUUUACCAAGUUAUUGAUACGAACACGAAAUUAUACCUUAUACUAGAACUAGGAGAUGGAGGUGACAUGUACGAUUAUAUUAUGAACCAUGAUAAGGGCCUUCCCGAAGAGAAAGCUCGGUAUUUCUUUCGACAAAUUGUUCUUGCAAUCGACUAUUGCCAUAAACUGCACGUCGUUCAUCGGGACCUAAAACCCGAAAAUGUGAUAUUCUUUAAGAACCAGGACAUGGCAAAGCUCACGGACUUUGGAUUCUCGAAUAAUUUCAUUCCUAACGAGAAGUUAGAUACAGCGUGUGGCUCGCUUGCUUACUCUGCUCCCGAGGUUUUAUUGGGAGAUGCGUACGAAGCUCCGGCCGUGGAUGUGUGGAGUCUAGGGGUGAUACUCUACAUGCUUGUUUGUGGCCAAGCCCCAUUUAGUGAAGCAAACGAUAGCGAGACCCUAACAAAGAUCAUGGACUGCAGAUACGAUGUUCCAGAUCAUGUUUCACCACUUUGCAAAAAUCUUAUAUCUAGGAUGUUGAUCCGUGAACCACAUAACCGGGCUAGCCUUGGUGAGAUUAUGAGCCAUCCUUGGCUACAGCAAGGACCAACGCCUCUGGUGCCCUCAGAUGUGCCAUUGGUGGCAGAGCUUCCCCUCACUACUGACGAGCACCUGUUAUUACUAGAUAAAAUGGAAGACGGGAACAUUGCUGAUCGAGACAAGGUUAUAAGAUCCCUGGAGGAGAACUCUUAUGACUUUACCGCUGCUACCUAUUUCCUCUUGGCUGAACAACACCUUCGCAGACUCAAGUUAAACAAGCCAAGCAACCCGGAUAUGGUUAAGAAGCGCCGCUCCCGAGGUUCGUUACCAGACAACGCAUUUUUGACACACAGGAAGCCUGCAUCAAGGCCGUCAUCAGCGGAAAGUGACAGCGGCUCAGAAAGAUCCGAAGACAACAGUCCACGGACAAGUUCUUCCCGGCUAUCAAGAAGACUGGUACCAAGAGAAGGACAUGUUCUUAACAAGACCCUUCAGGCUCACGCAAUCGAAGUGGACGAGGUGCUCCACAGUUCUAUGGAGGAAGACGAUAGACCCCCGAAAACCUUCGGAGACUCCAGGCAUAUCUCGAACUCCCUCGACACCCUCUCGUACAGCACGAGCGCUAUGCCGAGCAACACGCUUUUCCCGGGUAAAGAUGACGUAAUGCGAAGUGGUCACGUGCCUUCCGCCGUGCGUCGCAACCGUAGGUCUAAGGGUGGACACUUACCGCUGACCAAAGCUAAGAGCACGCCAAUGCACCUGAAUCAGAUUUUCGAGGAGAGAGAGUCGGAUAUGGAUGAGAGCCCGAGAAGCUCGCCGAGACUCGAGCGACCCCACCGAAGACAUGCCGGUGGCGGAGCUAUCAAAGCGAAGCGCAAUACUCGCCGCUUGUCGCCAGUCCCGUCUACCGGAAGUCGGCGCUCGUCUAGCUGUUCGAGUUCUGACGCUGAUGACGACGAACUAGACAAACACAUGAAGAGACUGGACACGAGCUCGAGCUGUCGGAGGAGCCCGCGGCAUCGUCAGCAUGAUGACAGCGGUAGCGAGGGAGACGGUGGUCUGGGCGGUAGUGGAAAUGGCGGUGGCAGCGCAGGACUGGGCCCUAUGGAUACGAGUUCUUCCGAAAAUAGCAACAAUUCCUCUAACGAGAGUAGAACACAGAAUCAAAAUGGCGGUAGUGGUAAGACGAAUGCUAUGAGCAGAGGCGGUUUUCUUGUUACCAGUGACUCCAAAUUCACGCUUGCUGCCAUAGACGAGAGUAACAAGGAAAAUUUGUGUGAAAAUCGCUCUCGUGGAGACGUGAGCUCAACUACGAGUUAUGACGACACUAUGUGCAGAUCCGAUAAGACGCCCCUUAUUGGAGAUUGCGACGCAACACCAGUACCAUUAACGUCCUCUGAGUGCCCGCGUCCUUUUAGUGCUGACUCAAAUGAUCGCGGGCGCACAUACGGGUUCUGUGCUGAGCGCAAGAGCAGCGCCGCGAAGUACAUUCACGAUUUCUCGGAACUGGAAAGAACGUUUGAUGCCCCAGAGGAUCCGCUCAUUUCCGGCGGAAGUAAGCGCGACUCCCUCACACCACGUGACUUGGAGAACAUUGACAUGAAAGUGCAAAUGAAACGUGCGAGAACACUGCCGCCAUCGGGGCCGAGCCAUUUGCGCGUUUUGCGCAACCCCGCUGUACAGUCUGUUACCAGUAACUGCUGUCAGAUCUUUUAAAUUUUUCUUGUUUUGACCCCUGAAAUAUAAUAUUAAUAUUAUUAACCUUUUAAUAUUACAAGUCUAUAAGCGUUUACCAAUUCUAGGGAAGAAGAUUUUAGCAAAAUAUAGAAUUUUACCAAAUAUUGAGGCUUAUAGUCUCUAGUCACGUACUUGAAGCUUUAGAUUUAUUACCGGGUAGAAAAGCUAAAAUAAUAUAUAUCAGUAAAAUGAUCUAAACCUGGUCUACACUCCAGUUCCUUGGAGCAUCAUUUAUAAAGCCCAGUGCACACUAGCAAAAUAAAGAUAUUAGCGCGGGGGAGGAACUUGUAAA